UUGUAGUACUUUUCGCCGUUAGUGUCCAAGGUGCUAGUUAUCUCAGUUUGGCUUAUUUUAAUAAUUUGUAGUUUUACUAAGUAACAUAUCGAAUAGUUCACAUAAUAUCAGAUCAAGGAGAAAAUACUUAUAAUUAGAAGUCGUGUUUGGAGCAAAAAGUUCAAUAAAUUUUUGUUUAUUGAAGAUUUAUUUAUGGAAGAUUGCCAGCAGGUUAAACUAAAGACUAAAGUCUUUGAUUUAGCUAAAAUCGACACUGAUAAUGCAGAUCACAAUGUAUUAGAAAGCCUAAAAGACGUUGUCACUACCGAUAAAUCAACCGAUAUCGAAAUGCAUAAUUCCGAUUUUGCAAAGGUAGAAAACUCGGAAGAAUUAACGAACGGUUCUAGUAGCAGCAAUAAAUCUGAUCAAAUCUCAUUUUUUAGCAAGAAAAAUCUGGCACCAGAUCAGGAACCAGCCGACGUGCAAAGUAACGGAUAUCAGGACACAAGUAAGCAGUCGACAUCUAUCAUAUCCAAAAUAGAUUCUGUUCAGCCUCACGAAUGCGAACUUUGCGGCAAACGAUUCUUCCUGAAGAAGCGACUCGUAGAACAUCUCCGGUAUCAUCGAGGCGAGCGACCCUUCCGUUGUGAUAUUUGUGGUAAGGAUUUCGCCCGGAGUGGCACCCUACUGCAACAUUGCUAUUCGCACUCUGGUAAAAAACCGUUCAAGUGCACUAUAUGCGACAAAGGUUAUCCUUUCAAGAGCUCCCUAAAUAAACACAUGCUUCUUCAUACGGGUGAGCGGCCGUACAAGUGUACCGUGUGCGGCAAAGAUUUUACUCAAAACAGUAUCCUGAUCACACACAUGCGUCUACAUACGGGUGAACGGCUAUUUAAAUGCACCGUGUGCGAAAAAGAUUAUGUGAAAAAGGUAACGCUAAUCGAACACAUGCGCCUUCAUACGGGUGAGCGACCGUACAAAUGCAGCGUGUGUGGAAAAGGUUUUGUCAGAAAACAAUGCCUGGACGAACACCAACUCCUUCAUACCAGUAAACCUUCGCACAGCGAUGCAACAUUUGUACACAAUGCAAGUAAUAACGAGGUACAGAAUACCGGGAAUCAGACCAACAGUGUGCCACACGAAUGCGCGAUGUGCGGAAAACGAUUUCGUGGUGCGUUGUGUCUCGUCGAACAUAUUCGUGUACAUCGUGGUGAACGCCCGUACAGUUGCGACCUAUGCGAUAAAUCAUUUUCCAGAAGGAGAAGCCUACAUGCACAUCAGUUUCUGCAUACCGAUAAGAGACCACAUAUAUGCAACGUAUGCGGCGAAGAUUUUGUUUUCAAGCGUGCCCUAAUCAAACACAUGUAUCUUCAUACGGGUGAGCAGCCGUUCAAGUGUACCGUGUGUGGCAAAUAUUUUGGCUAUAAGUCUACCCUAGACUCACACAUGUUUCUGCAUACGGGUGUGCGGCCGUACGCAUGCACCAUAUGCGGUAAAGAUUUUACCCUCAAGACCACCCUAAAUGGUCACAUGUCCCUACAUACUGGUGUCUAUCGGCACAAGUGUGAUUUGUGUGACAAAGGAUUCACUUCAGGUGCUCGUUUGAGGAGGCACAAUUGCAUUCAUAACGUGAAAAUAUCUAAUGAGAUGUCUGCGGAUUAGGAUUUAUCGCUAUAAUCGACCAAGUGACAGAUUACUUGGGUUUCCUAACGUAUGUCGUAGAGCAAACCGUAUGGGCUGGAGUUGGACAGCCUCCAUUCUGUAGACACCGCUCUGCUAGUGCAGAAUCCAAAUAACAGAAUAAUAUGUUGAGCGUAUCAGCGGACAAAAAAAAGUUUCA
Molecule: messenger RNA, 1819 nt
Organism: Topomyia yanbarensis
Lineage: Eukaryota; Metazoa; Arthropoda; Insecta; Diptera; Culicidae
Product: zinc finger protein 501-like
Exons: 4
Coding region: 193-1641 (482 amino acids)
Biological process (GO): regulation of transcription by RNA polymerase II
Cellular component (GO): nucleus
Molecular function (GO): DNA-binding transcription activator activity, RNA polymerase II-specific; RNA polymerase II cis-regulatory region sequence-specific DNA binding
Source: RefSeq, a predicted model, not a curated record